Messenger RNA from Xylaria bambusicola, 1986 nucleotides. Its product is annotated as monocarboxylate permease. Gene Ontology annotation, molecular function: transmembrane transporter activity. Gene Ontology annotation, biological process: transmembrane transport. The transcript has a single exon. Gene Ontology annotation, cellular component: fungal-type vacuole membrane. Bases 360 to 1709 code for a protein of 449 amino acids. The record is from RefSeq and is a predicted model, not a curated record. NCBI's taxonomy places the organism in Eukaryota, Fungi, Ascomycota, Sordariomycetes, Xylariales, Xylariaceae.
GUGACUUGAAAGCAGCGCCCAAGCCUUUGAUGAGGAUACUUCGGAAGGUGCACCUUGACCACCAGUGAUCGCCACUUCCUGAUGGUCCCUGACCUUUGCUGAUCCAUCGUGUCUCUCUUGCUUCUCCCGUUACUAUUUCUCUAUCCGCCUGACAUCGCGCGACAUGGACAACAACGACAUGCGUCGGUAUAGAUAUAUAAGCACCAUCGUAGUUAACCGCAUCACCAUCAUUCUGAGAACGCCAUCUUAACAGUCCUAAUAUCUUUUUAUAUCCUGAUCCUAGUCCUUCUUCCCAUAGCAGGGCUAGAGAGGCCCGGAGACCGUGCUGUUUUCUCUAUGACGAAAUCAACGAGCAAGCGAUGCAUAAUCCGUCCCAGACAGCCCAGCUAAAUCCACGCAAAGAAUUUGGCAAUAUGAACGCUGAAAAUUCCCCAACAUCCGAUCUAGAAUCACAGCGGAAUUCACCGAAGACACCAAUCGAUCCCUCUGAUCUCUCGCCCCCGCCUCCCAAUGGAGGACUCGUGGCAUGGCUUCAAGUUGCCGCUGCCUUCGCUGUCCAAUUCAAUACAUGGGGCUUCGUCAGCUCGUUCGGGACCUUCCAGACUUAUUACGAGUCAGGGGAGCUGUUCAAGGCAUCCUCAGCCCGCAUAUCUUGGAUCGGGUGCACUCAAAACCUCCUGAUACUGUUACUCGGCCUCAUAGCAGGACCCGUUUACGACAGGGGCUACCUUCGGCAGCUGCUCUGUGUAGGCAGCUUCAUAGCGGUGUCUAGUUUCAUAGCCCUUUCCUUUAGCAAGAGGUACUACCAGGUGUUCCUCUCACAGGGCGUGGGCCUCGGCCUCGGCUCAGGAUUGCUGUUCGCGCCUACUAUGUCGCUCGUUUCAACAUAUUUCAGCACCCGCGCAGGCCUCGCUCUCGGAAUCGCGUCUUCGGGCUCUCCGAUAGGCGGCAUCGUCUAUCCUAUUAUGCUUUCCGGAUUGAUCCCUCGAAUCGGGUUCCCCUGGGCUGUGCGAGCUAUGGGUUUCAUUGCCCUCGGCAUAUUCUUGCUCCCAUUAGCCGUGAUGCGUAUCCGUGUACGUGCUCCUAAACCUCGCGCCGUGGUGGACUGGUCCGCGUUUCGUGACACCCCUUACAUGUUCUUCCUCUUCGGCGUAUUUCUUAGCUUGAUAACUCUCCCUAUCGUCUCUUUUUAUAUCUCUUUUUAUCCCUUGAAUCGUGGGUUUACCAAUAGAAACCUCGCGUUCCAUAUGGUAGCCAUUCAUAAUGUCGGGUCGUUUUGCGGGCGAAUCCUCCCAAACGCCUUAUCCGACCACAUAGGGGUAUUCAAUACUCUGGCACCAUCAGCUCUACUACUAGGGGUGGCCAUGAUCUCUUUCAUCCGUAUGUUCAACGCCGCCGGUAUAAUCACGGGCUCACUUGUCACUGGAUUUUUCGGAGGCGUUGUUGUUGCGCUGCCACCCGUCUGCUUUGGCGUACUUACCGAGAACAAGUCUCUGAUUGGUACCCGUAUAGGAAUGGGAUUUGCGAUGGCCGGACUCGGGCUGAUGGCCAGCGGGCCGGCCGCUGGCGCGAUACUCCGCGCUCCAAGAAAUCGAUUAGACUGGACCGGUGUUUGGGUGUACGGAGGUUCGGUAGCAUGCGCAUCUGGGCUAGUUUUCGCCAUUGUGCGCAUUAUGAAGUCUGGACUGAAGUUGCGUGCCAAGGUUUAAUAUCGCUACACGAGAUGGCCCAAGGAACUUUUAUACACUACGAAACCUGAUGCGCUAUGCGGACGCACAAAUGCAGUUCAGAUGAGGCCACCAUCUAAUACCCAUCUUCCCACAUUGACAUGACUUAGUGAAGUAUAAAAUUAGUAACUAAGAUUGCUAGAAACCAUACCUUUCAUCUCAAUAUUUUGCUCAGGUUGUGCCCUUCAGAUCGACCCAUAUUCACAUAGAAUUUCAAUAUUUCUAGGUGUUAUUUGUGUUUCACCGUUGUACCAUCCCC